Molecule: messenger RNA, 2467 nt
Organism: Cynocephalus volans (Philippine flying lemur)
Lineage: Eukaryota; Metazoa; Chordata; Mammalia; Dermoptera; Cynocephalidae
Gene: XRCC5
Product: X-ray repair cross complementing 5
Exons: 21
Coding region: 40-2241 (733 amino acids)
Biological process (GO): telomere maintenance; double-strand break repair via nonhomologous end joining; DNA recombination
Cellular component (GO): Ku70:Ku80 complex; nucleus
Molecular function (GO): damaged DNA binding; double-stranded DNA binding; telomeric repeat DNA binding
Source: RefSeq, a predicted model, not a curated record
GUCUGGAAAAGGCUACCCAGGAACCUGCGCACCAGCAAAAUGGCGCGGUCCGGGAAUAAGGCAGCUGUUGUGCUGUGUAUGGAUGUAGGUUUUGCCAUGAGUAACUCCUUUCCUGGCGAGGAAUCUCCAUUUGAACAAGCAAAGAAGGUGAUGACUGUGUUUGUUCAGCGACAGGUGUUUGCUGAGAGCAAGGAUGAGAUUGCUUUAGUCCUGUUUGGUACAGACAGCACUAAGAAUGCCCUUGCUCAGGAGGAUCAGUAUCAGAACAUUACCGUGCACAGACACCUGAUGCUACCAGAUUUUGAUUUGCUGGAAGACAUUGAAAGCAAAAUCCAACCAGCUUCUCAACAAGCUGACUUCCUGGAUGCACUCAUUGUGUGUAUGGAUGUGCUUCAACGUGAAACUGUAGGAAAGAAGUUUGACAAGAGGCAUAUUGAAGUGUUUACUGAUCUCAGCAGCCCAUUCAGCAAAGAUCAGCUGGAUAUUAUAAUUCAUAACUUGAAGAAAUCUGGCAUCUCCCUGCAGUUCUUUUUGCCUUUCCCAAUUGUUAAGGAAGAUGGAACUGGGGACAGAGGUGAUGGCAGCUUGUGCUUGGAUCACCAUGGACCCUCCUUUCCUCAAAAAGGAAUUACUGAGCAGCAAAAAGAAGGUAUUAAGAUGGUGAAAAAGGUGAUGAUGUCUUUAGAAGGUGAAGAUGGGCUGGAUGAAAUUUAUUCCUUCAGUGAGAGUCUGAGACAACUGUGUGUCUUUAAGAAAAUUGAGAGGUGUUCUAUGCCCUGGCACUGCCAACUGACCAUUGGCUCCAAUUUGUCUAUAAAGAUUGUGGCCUAUAAAUCGAUUCAACAGGAGAAGGUUAAAAAGUCUUGGACAGUUGUGGAUGCAAGAACCCUAAAAAGAGAAGAUAUACGAAAAGAAACAGUUUAUUGCUUAAAUGAUGAUGAUGAAACUGAAGUUUCAAAAGAGGAUACUAUUCAAGGGUUCCGCUAUGGAAGUGAUAUCAUUCCUUUCUCUAAAGUGGAUGAAGAACAAAUGAAAUAUAAAUCGGAUGGGAAGUGCUUCUCUGUUUUGGGAUUUUGUAGAUCUUCUCAGGUCCAGAGAAAAUUCUUUAUGGGAAAUCAAGUUCUAAAGGUCUUUGCAGCAAGAGAUGAUGAGGCAGCCGCCAUCGCGCUUUCCUCCCUGAUUCACGCAUUAGAAGAAUUAGACAUGGUGGCCAUAGUUCGAUAUGCUUAUGACAAAAGAGCUAACCCUCAAGUUGGCGUGGCUUUUCCUUAUAUCAAGGACGCUUAUGAGUGUUUAGUAUAUGUACAGCUGCCUUUCAUGGAAGACUUGCGGCAAUACAUAUUUUCAUCCUUGAAAAAUAAUAGGAAGCACACUCCCACAGAGGUGCAAUUGAGUGCUGUUGACGCUUUGAUCGACUCCAUGAGCUUGGUAAAGAAAGAUGAGGAGGAAGACACCACUGAAGACUUGUUUUCAACUGCCAAAAUCCCAAAUCCCCAAUAUCAGAGACUAUUUCAGUGUCUGCUACACAGAGCUUUACAUCCUCAUCAGCCUCUGCCCCCAAUUCAGCAGCACAUUUUGAAUAUGCUGGAUCCCCCCGGUGAGGUGACAGCGAGAUGUCAGAUUUCUCUCUCUAAAAUAAAGUCCCUUUUUCCUCUGACUGAAGCCAUCAAGCAAAAGGAUCAAAUAACUGCUCAGGACAUUUUCCAGGACAACAAUGAAGAGGGACCCACUGCUAAAAAAUUCAAGACUGAAGAAAGGGAAGCCCAUUUCAGCAUCUCCAGCCUGGCUGAAGGCAGUGUCACGAGUGUUGGAAGUGUGAAUCCUGCUGAAAACUUCCGUGUUCUUGUGAGACAGAAGAACGUCAGCUUUGAGGAAGUGAGUCGCCAGCUAAUAAGUCACAUUGAACAGUUUUUGGAUACUAACGAAACACCAUAUUUUAUGAAGAGCAUGGACUGCAUCAAAGCCUUCCGGGAAGAAGCCAUUCAGUUUUCAGAAGAGCAGCGCUUUAACAGUUUCCUGAAAGGCCUUCAAGAGAAAGUAGAAAUUAAACAAUUAAGACAUUUUUGGGAAAUUGUCGUUCAGGAUGGAGUUACUCUGAUCUCCAAAGAGGAAGCCUCUGGAAGCUCUGUCACAGCUGAGGAAGCCAAAAAGUUUCUGGCCCCCAAAGAAACACCAAAUGAAGAUGCAGCAGCCAGAUUUGAAGAAGGUGGUGAUGUGGAUGAUUUACUGGACAUGAUAUAGUUCGUGGACGUGUGGGGAAUCUAAGAGUUGCCAUCGCUGUGGUGCUGGGAGUUCUAACAGAACAACCUGGAGGAGGCCAUUCAAGGGGAACCAGACCUCUGGAGAUAGUGCCAGCAGGUUACUCGGAAGUGAAUUACCAAUUCUCUGUGGAAUGAAUACCUACACAUAUAUAUUGUAAGGGAUAACUUAGACCCCAUAUAGGUUUAUAAAGAGUCAUUGUUAUUUU